This is a messenger RNA of Carassius carassius (crucian carp), 3438 nucleotides long. Its product is annotated as sodium-coupled monocarboxylate transporter 1-like. Gene Ontology annotation, cellular component: membrane. Gene Ontology annotation, biological process: propanoate transmembrane transport; sodium ion transport. The transcript has 16 exons. The record is from RefSeq and is a predicted model, not a curated record. Lineage: Eukaryota; Metazoa; Chordata; Actinopteri; Cypriniformes; Cyprinidae. Gene Ontology annotation, molecular function: organic acid:sodium symporter activity. The coding region runs from base 145 to 1977 and encodes 610 amino acids.
GUUACUGGCACUGACAGGAGUUACUUGGUUUCAUCUUCCUGUUGGCAAAAGCUUCGGAGGAUUUUCCAGCUGAACAUCUCUUCUGACCGGCCUGACACCGACUACAUAGCUUUUGAAGGUCUCUCUGAGCGCAAUUUCUAAAUCAUGCUGGGUAGUGGAGGUCAAGUUGCGACAUUCUCAGUAUGGGACUAUGUGGUGUUCGCCGGCUUGAUCCUUUUCGCUGCCGGCAUCGGCUUGUUCCAAGCCAUCCGUGGACGCAAGGAGACCAGCAGUGAUGAGUUUCUUCUGGGUGGCCGUCAGAUGGGCGCAGUGCCUGUGGCUUUGUCCCUCACAGCUAGUUUUAUGUCAGGUAUCACUGUUAUCGGCACUCCUGCAGAGGCGUACAUGUACGGCACGGCAUUCUGGAUCUUCGUCUUCUCCUAUGCCAUCAUGUCCAUCAUCAGUGCUGAAAUCUUCGUGCCUCUGUUUUACCGCCUGAGCAUCACCAGCACAUACGAGUACUUGGAGAUGCGUUUCAACAAGCUGCUACGAGUGAUUGGAACCAGCAUGUAUAUUGCUCAAACUGCUUUAUACACUGGCAUGGUUAUCUAUGCUCCUGCACUCGCACUUAAUCAGAUCACUGGUCUGGAUCUGUGGGGAGUGCUAGUGGCAACUGGGGCCGUCUGCAUCAUCUACUGUACCCUGGGAGGGCUGAAGGCAGUGAUAUGGACCGAUGUGUUCCAGAUGAUCAUCAUGUUGAGUGGGUUUGUGGCAAUAAUUGCUCGUGGAGCUGUGCUGCAGGGGGGACUGGGAAAGAUCUGGAAUGACAGCUACCAUGGAGGACGUUUGGAAACAUUCAGUUUUGAUCCUAAUCCUUUGAGACGUCAUAGUUUUUGGACAAUCGUUGUUGGUGGCAGUCUGAUGUGGGCAUCCAUCUACUCGAUCAACCAAUCACAGGUCCAGCGCUACAUUUCCUGUAAGACAAUGACUCAAGCGAAGCUAUCUCUGUAUUUGAAUAUGGUGGGAUUAUGGGUCACUGUGAGUUUAGCUAUGCUCUCGGGUCUCACGAUGUACUCUGUCUAUAAAGACUGCGAUCCUUUCACCAACAAAGAUGUAGGAGCUUCAGACCAGCUCCUUCCUUAUCUGGUGAUGGACAUACUAGCAGACUUCCCAGGACUGCCUGGAUUGUUUGUGGCUGCAGCUUACAGUGGAACAUUAAGUACGGUGUCGUCGAGUAUCAACGCUCUGGUGGCUGUCACAGUGGAGGACUUCAUGAAGCCAGCAUGGCCCUGGCUGACAGAGAGACAGCUGUCCUGGAUCAACAUGGGCAUGAGUGUAUUCUAUGGAGCUGUAUGCAUCGGUAUGGCUGGAGUUGCAUCCUUGAUGGGCAAUAUACUGCAGGCAGCUUUGUCCAUAUUUGGUAUGAUCAGUGGACCUCUCUUGGGCCUUUAUAUGCUGGGCAUAUUCUUCCGCUGCGUGAACUCCACUGGAGGUUUAGUUGGUUUGAUUUCGGGCCUGACUAUAACGUUAUGGGUGGGAAUUGGAGCUCAGGUGUAUCCUCCUUUACCUGAGAAGACCCUUCGGCUUCCCUUGAGUGUGGAAGGAUGUGUUGCACUGGACAUGAAUGAAACCACCACUAUCACACCAUUCAGUACAGUCCUACUAACCACAUCUCCACAGCCAAGACCAGCUUUGGCAGACAACUGGUAUUCUUUGUCCUAUCUGUACUUCUGCCCUGUGGGCAUAAUAGUGACCAUGGUCACAGGACUAAUAGUCAGUGCAAUCUCAGGAGGCUGUAAGCAGGAGAAAGCUCGACCUGAGCUCUUUAUUGGAAAAUCAGAUCUCAUCUGGUUUGGAUGCAGAAGCUCAGACUCAGAGGUGUCAGACAUAAUUGAGAAAGACCCAAGAAAUAUCCAGGGGCUGGAGAGUCCCGUUUACAGUGACAAUGAAAUUGCACUCAAAGAGAAAGAGUACAAGGAGAAGAUCACUAAGUUUUAGAUGUGAAAAACAAACACAUUUUUGGAUAUAGUGUAAAUAGUAAAUGAUGACUGUAUUUUUCUAUGUUGAAAUUAAGUGAUGAUGAUACAUUCAGUACUUUCAAACCUUUCCAUAAGAAAAGAAAUUAAUGUUAAGCAUGUAUUUUUAUACCAGUAGGCUACAUUAUACUGUAUAUGGGCUGUUCUCAUAAACUACAUUAAAAUUUAGCAAUUUUAAUGAUCAGGUUUUGUAUUAUUUACACAGGAAUAUUUAACAAAAGAUUUUGUAUUAAAUCUUAAUUAUUUUGAAAUAAAAUUUGACAAAUGUUUAUGUGUCAAACUCACAGAGUAAUAAAGUAACACUCAAUAACCACUGAAAUCAAACAAGUACAUCAGAAAGAAGGGUUACACAUGGGUUAAACAAUGGCUGAACACCUGCCUCCUCUAUGCAGGUAAAGUUAGUCAGCCAUUCAAGGUCGGCCCCCUCUUCCUGUUUGUUUGACGUGGAACUGAAACAUAAAUCUUCAGGGAGUGGAAAAUGAAUGGAGCUCGCAGCAGGUGGGGGAGUUUAAUAACUGCUGCGAGCACUUCCUGCUUUCACUACUAACGUUUGUUUCAGCUUACAGGUAGGUUCUGCUCUUGUUGUCCUAAAUUAAUAGUGUUUUAUACACUACAACAAUUACAAAAACAAGAGGAUGUAAUAGGAGAAUGAAAGCGAGAUGAGAGAAAGAGACAGGAACCAAAUUGGUUUCUUUUAAAAAGGUCCAUAAUGUAGCUUUCUUACAAUUGUGUAUAAUGGAUGCAAAUUAGACAAAAUUUUCUGUGAAAACAUUUCAAUAAUGGGAGGCUACCUUAAUUAGGGGAAAUCUGUGAUGGCUGACAUUUAUAAAAUGGGUUGUUCGAGACUUUGUUUAGCCUAUGCAAAACAUGUGGCUCUUUGUUGUCUUUAGUUUCAUCUCAGCGCCAUUUUAGACAUAAUGCCUCAUGUUCUUCUAACCUUUCUGUAUGUGUUCUUUUAAACAAAGUAUGCAUUUCAUUUUUAAUCUACAUAAUAAUAAUUAAAAUAUCUAGUGCUAAAAAAACGUAUUUUGAGAAAGAAGAGAAAAAUAUUGUUUGAAUAAUAAAACACAAAGGAAGCCAUGAUGAUACCCUUGUACCAGAAAUAAAUGUACUUAGCAAAUGGAAACGUUGCAAGUGCCUAACAGGAAACCACAUGUCAGCACACCAUACAGGAAAACACACUGAAUUAGGUUAUGUGCUGUAUGAAAGCGUAUGUCUUAUCUCUCGACCUGGAGUGACAUGCUCUGUGUCUGUGUGUGUGUGUGGUUUUUUUUUAAAGGAGAAGGCAGUUGCCACAGUAAUGGGUGUGCUGACUCUUCAGUUUUUGGUAUGUGGCCAGCUAAUAUUGUAUUCGCUGGUCUUUAAUAAUAUAAUCGAUGCACAACAUACUGGUGAGUCAUCCUCAAGCCUGAGUGCUACAAAA